CAAGACACCAACUUAUUAAUGGAAACAUCAAUCACGCUGGGCUUACAGUUCUUCAGGACCACAGAGAGGCACACACAGAACCAUGAGUGAGAUGUUUGAGGGAAGUCCCAGCAGGGAUGUCCUGCUCCAGUUGCGAUGUCACUUUACAUGGGAUUUAUCAAGAGGGGACCUUGACUUACCUGAUUUAGAGAACAGAAUUGUGCAGGAGAUUGAAUUUCUGGACACAAAAUUCAAUGUGGGAAUACAUAGCACACUGGCCUACGUAAAGCACCUGAAAAGACAAAAUGAGGAAGCCCUGGAAAGUUUGAGAAAAGCAGAAGAAUUAAUCCAACGGGACCACACUGAACAAGCAGAAAUACAAAGCCUCGUGGCCUGGGGAAACUAUGCCUGGAUCUAUUAUCACAUGGGCAGACUCCCAGAAGCUCAGACUUACCUGGACAAGGUAGAAGCAAGUUGCAAAAAGCUUUCAAGUCCCUCCCGCUAUAGUGUGGAGCUUCCAGAAAUCGACUGUGAAGAGGGGUGGGCCUUGCUCAAGUUUGGAGGGAGGUAUUAUGAAAGGGCCAAAGUCUGCUUCCAAAAGGCCCUGCAAUUAAAGCCAGACAACCCUGCCUUUGUCACUGGGUUUGCAAUCGCAGUGUAUCGUCUGGAUGAAUUUUUCCGAGGAGAUCCUCGCAGUGUUUCUCUGGAACCACUACGCCAGGCAGUCAUGCUCCAUCCAGAAGAUACUUAUAUUAAGGCUCUCCUUGCCCUGAAACUUCAAGACCAAAAUCAAGAGGAGGAAGGAGAAAGGUACAUGCAAGAGGCUUUAAGUGCCAUGUCAUCCCGCCCCUAUGUCCUUCGCUAUGCAGCCAAAUUUUACCGAAUAAAAGGCUCACUGGAGAAAGCUCUUCAGUUCUUAAAAAGUGCUUUGCAGAUAACACCAUUAUCUGCUGUCCUACAUCACCAGAUGGCACUUUGUUACAGGGAUCAAAUGCUCCUGAUAAAGAGAACUACAAUAAAUCAAUUUCAAGGGAGACAACGUUUUGGAAGAAUGAUUAAAUCAGCCUUGUUUCACUUUAAAAAGGCAGUCGAGUACAAGCCUGGGUUUGUGUUGGCUUAUAUAGGUUUGGCCAACAUGUAUGCAGAAGCAGGUGACUACGUAAAUGCGGAAGAAAACUUUCAGAGAAUAUUGCACAUGGAGCAGCUUGAGGAUGUGAGGAAGCAAGAGAUCCACUUCCAUUAUGGCCGCUUUCAGGAAUUACACAGGAGGUCUGAGACUAAUGCCCUCACUCACUACUUAGAAGGAUUAAAAGUAAAAAAAGAGACGUAUGUAAGGCAGCUUCUUCUAGUUGCUGUGGAGAAACUAGUUGUAAGGCAACUUCGUCGAAAUAGAGACAAUGUAGAAAAUUUGUUUCUCCCAGACUUUGUCCAUGAGGAAUCUGAGAAGUCAAAGAACUGUGAAGCUCAGAGAUGAGAUUCUGGGAAUAAAGAAUCUUUGAACAUCCUGUGACAUGCAGCUGUCUGUAUCAAGUUUGUUUGGGAAAUCUGCCUCCAUGGUUAAUCGAUACUUAUUUCUUUCAGUUUUGCUUUUUAAAGUGUUUGACACAAAAUAAGAUCAGCCAGAUCACAGCAUCCGCUACAACUAUAUGUAAAAGAAGAAAAUAAAGCCAUAUGUAGUGAAACCUCAAGUAGUCUUGGAGAGGGAUAUAAAGGAAGCUCAUUUCAUAUUCAUUUGUCAUCUAUUUUCUGCUUCUACUAUAUUAAAUGCUAUGGGUUUAUACAAAAUUUUAUUCCAUAUCUGCUAUGGUGUUUACUUGCAUCUUUGAUGCUUAUUAAGUUUGAAUGAAAAAUCAAAAAGAAAUGCAGAAAGGAAGUAUACAAAUAAAGAGGA
Dromiciops gliroides (monito del monte) is the source of this 1870-nucleotide messenger RNA. Its product is annotated as interferon-induced protein with tetratricopeptide repeats 1-like. The coding region runs from base 83 to 1453 and encodes 456 amino acids. The transcript has 2 exons. Gene Ontology annotation, cellular component: cytosol. NCBI's taxonomy places the organism in Eukaryota, Metazoa, Chordata, Mammalia, Microbiotheria, Microbiotheriidae. Gene Ontology annotation, biological process: defense response to virus. Gene Ontology annotation, molecular function: RNA binding; protein binding. The record is from RefSeq and is a predicted model, not a curated record.